AUGGCCUCCACGGUGGCGCCGGUGACAACGCGGGGGCGUGCGGCGGCGGACAAAAGUGCCAGCCGGGCCUCUCGGCACAGCUUGCGCGACCCGCUCUCUCGGAUGCUUCUUCUGUCGAUCCACCUGCACAACCUCACGAUCGCCUUUGGCGCGCACUUUGGCCUGGAUCUCCAGGUUCGCAUUGGCCUCAACGUGGGUCCCGUGGUGGCCGGCGUCAUCGGCACGGACAAGUUCGCCUACGACGUUUGGGGUGACACGGUGAAUGUGGCCUCGCGCAUGGAGUCCACCUGCCGUUUUGGCCGGAUCCACGUCACCCGCCAAGUGGUUGAACAGGCAUCGCCCCUCUUCACCUUCGAACGGCGCGGCAUCAUUGUCAUCAAAGGCAAGGGCCCGAUGACCACCUACUUCCUGCGGUCGGUCCAGGGGAGCCAUGCGGCCGUCCCGAUCACGGCCAACAUCAACCGGUGGCGGCAUGACCCCAAUCGGCGAGAUCCCCAUGUGCCGCCGCCCCCGCGGCCGGUGUACACCCCGGAUGGCAGCCAGCAGGGCGCCCGGAUUGCUCCGAGCACCCCCUGGCCAAGUGAACCCGGCCAGGAUCCCGAGCCGGGCACCGAAAGGCAAACGAACACAGGUACGCGCAUGGCUGAGGCGGCCGUCUCGUCAUCCACGCCACCAGGCCGGCGGCCCAGUGACUCCCAGCGCGAGCCGGACAGCCGUCUGGUCAGUGCGCUCUUUCUGGAGGCCGGGCCCAACUGGGGCGAGCGCCUCGGUCAGCGGGCCUUUGCUCAUGAGGGCAGCCGCCCCUGCGUCGCUCUUGCCUGGUGUGAUUCCCGCAGAGAGGCGGCCUCCGGCCCGGGGCCCACACUCUAG
Fonticula alba is the source of this 870-nucleotide messenger RNA. RefSeq lists its product as hypothetical. The transcript is spliced from 3 exons. Gene Ontology annotation, biological process: cyclic nucleotide biosynthetic process; intracellular signal transduction. The coding region runs from base 1 to 870 and encodes 289 amino acids. Gene Ontology annotation, molecular function: phosphorus-oxygen lyase activity. NCBI's taxonomy places the organism in Eukaryota, Rotosphaerida, Fonticulaceae. The record is from RefSeq and is a predicted model, not a curated record.